CCCGCUCUCACUGGCAGCGCGGUAACAGACGGUAAUGAUCAAACGCGCCUGAGUCCUGACUGCCAGAAAUCCACUUCGCGCAGCUUAGACAGCUUCCACAUUUACCUUUUCGUCUUGGGCCAUGAGCUCCCUAGCCUUCCUGGUGACUGAACUACAGUCAUUGGCAAGUGAAACUAGGCGAAAGCACCCGGAGGUUCGAGAGGCUGCCGAAAAAUCUUUGGCAAUAUUGAGAAGUUCGCCUGAAGCGGCGACUGCGAGUUUGGCCUCCGAUGGACCGCAAUCAGACGAUUUACUCAAACCUGUAUUCAUGGGAUUCGCGACCAAGAACGCGAAAGUUGUCGCGAUAUCGUUGGGGUCUCUACAGAGGCUCAUCGCUCUCAAGGCCGUUCCACAAUCCGCAGUGCCUAUCAUAAUUAAGACAAUGAACGAUUCAAUGAGCCAAGGGGUCGAUAUCCAACUCAAGAUCCUGCAAACCUUACUAUCUCUCAUCACCAAUUUCCCGAAAGUUCAUGGCGCACUUCUUGGAGACGCGCUUCUGCUAUGUUUCAAACUACAAGAAUCGAAAAUUGCCGUGGUAUCGUCGACAGCAGCAGCUACUCUUCGUCAAUUCGUCAUGUUCGUGGUCGACAAGAUGGUGGAUGAAGUUCGAGGGGAUGACAUAGAACCCGACGCUUUUUCCGAUAUAACUUUACCUGACGGAUCUUCCAAGACUCUCGGACCGUCAUCACGAGAUGCCUACUCGGUUUUUGAGGACCUGUGUCUCCUUGCCAAUUCAGAGAAGCCCAACUUCCUCAAGCUAGAGUCCUUACAUAAGACGUUUGCGCUGGAGUUGAUUGAAAGCGUCUUGACCAAUUACCAUGCGUUAUUUAUAAAGCAUGAAGAAUUGAUCCUUCUACUUCGACAUCAUCUCUGCCCUCUCCUACUCAAAGCAUUGUCGGACCGAGCUGUCUUUCCGCUUACUCUCCGUUGUACCCGUGUCGCCUUCCUGCUGCUCAAACAGUUUUCCGAUGAUCUGGAAACCGAGACAGAGGUUUUUUUGAUGUUGCUUAUACGAAUAAUCGCCGACGACGCGGAUGGCUCACAAGGCGAACAUGGAUACAGUAGCCAGUCAAGUAGGCCACCAUGGGUGAGGGUCUUGGCGAUGGAGAUCAUGCGAGGUCUAUGUGGUGACGCGGAACUGAUACGAAAUGUUUGGGAUCGUUAUGACUCUCAAACGUCCGGGGGCUCUAAGGUCUUCACGUCUCUCGUGAGGGCGCUCACAAGGCUUAUUACAGAGAAGCCUUCAUUACUCGGCGUGGGCUCGCAAAUGUUUGGUGUUGGAGUUCCGCAGGAUGCCACAGGAAACAUAUCCCCUUCAAAUUCGAGUUAUGGGCUGGAUGUGGGAGGUGUAGCUGGAAUGGUGGCUACUGCAGCGAGUGCCACCGUCUCGAACGUUGUGGGCAUGAUAUCCAGUGGUGCAGGAUUGAGUUUACAGGGCUCUGCAAUGAAGCUUCAAUGCAUUGACCAACUCGACAAGGCAGACUCUCCCGCAAUCCCGGAGUCCUAUAUAUACCUCUUGGCCCUUCAGUGUCUGGUAUCGCUAUGUGAAGGCCUCGCUGCUUUCUCCGCUCCUUUAUACACCUCGAUAGUCGUUCAACGACCGCGAGCGGCAGGUGAUGCCCCAAUUCGAGCACCGCCGGCUUUGGAUAUAAAUUCUCUACCCGAUGAUGAUCCACAAACAAAGCAACUCAGAAUAGUUCGAGACAUUAUCGACAAUGGUUGGCCGGCCCUUUUGGCCGCAUUAUCCUUCAUCAUCUCGACGAAUCUCUCGGAUGACCUCUUUGUAGACGUUCUGGCGAGCUAUCAAGCCAUGACAAAUGUUUCUGGCAUGCUGGGAUUGACCACCCCUCGAGAUGCGUUUUUCACUAGUCUGUCAAAGUUCUCUGUACCUACCAGAGUGGUUUCUUCGGUAGUUUCGUACAUUGAACCUCAAACGCCCCGAACCGCUAGCAGUAUAUCGGAAAACCUGGGGUUGGGUGGAGGUUCCACUCAGCCUCCUGGACUUUCGGAAAGGAAUUUGGCGUGCUUGAAGGUGCUCAUAUCGAGUGCGAUGUUCCUCGCGGGUAGUCUGGGUGAUAGCUGGUUCAGUAUUUUUGAAGUGCUUCAGAACGCGGAAUACGUCUUGACUUCGAGGGGUCUCCAUUCACAAACAGCAAAUACUCCAGCUAAACGAGUUACUAGCUCUUCGAGCCGUCCGAUGUCCAUGUUGGGGCCAAGUGGAAGUGGGAGUUCGCAGCUACAGGCACCAAGACAUCCUCUGUUGAGCGAUUUGGACACGGAGACCAUGCUUAGCGCUGUACAACGAUUGUUUGACGCGUCGAAGAAUCUCGAAGACGAUGCCUUCAAGAGUUUCGUUGGUGCUCUCUGCAGGCUUAGUGCAGAGAUGGUAGGGAUGCGGACGGAUCCGAAGGAUCUGGACGUCAUAAUUGAAGACGACACCCCAGAAGAGGAGGGCAGCGCUCGCCCUAGCACUUCAGCUUCCAGUCUUGCGGUCAAUGUCAGAAGAGAGCCUUCUCAUAGAAGGCGAGUCAGUGGAAUACAUAUCCCUCGUACUUUACGUUCGGGUGACUUUGGGCUGACUAAACUCGGUGGUGUCGCACUUCUGAAUAUACAUCGUCUAAUAUAUCGUUCGCCUGAUAUUGCAUGGAACACUACUACCGGUCAUCUCCUUUCGAUCAUUGGUCUGACGAUUGCUCCGCAACCAAUUCGUAUGCAGGCCGCACAAGUACUCGAUGAAAUCCUUGUUGUCGUACCUCGAAAUUUAUCCAAUACGGGAGACCUAAAAACUGAAGUUCAGAGACAAGUUUUGGAUGUCUUGGCGAAGCAGGUCGUACCAGAACCACAAUCUACUCUUUCUGCCGGCGGUAUCGGCAAUUCCACAACCGUCGAACUCAGACGGAUGGGUUUAGACACAUUACACCAGAUCCUUCAAGCUUCCGGCCAUACCCUCGUAGUUGGCUGGGAAAUCAUCUUUUGCAUGCUAGAAAGUGUUUGCAAACCUCCUCCCCGUUCGACCUCUCGUAGAGGCUCGACAGAUUCGGUGACAACUCCUUCUGCGUCGCCUGUCAAACGCUCCAAACCUUUACCUCUAGGGAUGGGCAGCGCACCUACCGAGAAGAGUCACACAGCUCUCAUCAAGAUAGCGUUCCAAUCCCUCACACUCGUCUGUGACUCCGUUUCCCUUCUUUCCCCUGCUCAUCUCCGACUCUGCAUCACUACCCUUGGCCAAUUUGGUCGUCAAGCGGAUACCAAUAUCGCUUUGACCGCUGCCGCUUCGUUAUUAUGGAGCGUUUCAGAUGCUAUCCAAGCCAAAAGGAAAGAUGCGGAGCAGGAACCGGAGUAUAGUGAACUCUGGAUGUUUUUAUUGACGGAAUUACUUGGGUUGUGUACGGAUGACAGACCAGAGGUUAGAGAUGGUGCUAUACAGACGAUGUUUAGGACGAUGCAGUUGUAUGGUGCUACGCUCAGCCUUGAGACUUGGGAUCAAUGUGUUUGGAAGAUCACCUUCCCGUUGCUGGAGAAUUUGACCGAGGAAAUUCGUGCUAGAGCUGGAACUGGAGCUGGUCCUUUAGACGAUGUAACAACACAAGCGUCGGAUCUAGCGACAACUGUUCCACAGGAGCAAGCUUGGGAUGAAUCGAAGAUCCUGGCCUUCCAGUCGAUAGGAUCCAUUUUUCACGAUUUCUUAGUGACGAAGAUCAUCCAUUUGGAUUCUUUUACUAAAGCAUGGGACGUUUUCACUGUACAUGUCCAGGAUGCUGUUCUUCUUGACAAUCGCCCGAUCAGCACACCGGCUUUGAGGUGCUUGGAGAAGGUGGUCAAAGUCGGUUCUUCAUCUACUGCUGUCAAGGAGUCGAGACAUUCCACAGCCUAUAUGUGGCAGCGAGUCUGGGAAUCACUUGAUCUUAUUGGCGGAGCCGUGCUCAAGCAGUCCGGGCCAGGAUCACCCUCACCCGCGGAUACAGACACGGAAGCUCAAGUAGGCUUGCCAAAACCGUUUACUCAAGAGAGCAUGGUUGCGUUUGUGGCCGUUAUUGAGUGUACGAGAGCUCUCAGUACGGCGUUGGAAGGUCAAGAAUGGCCCUUGGAAAGACUAACGAGAAUGAUGGCGAUCCUCAAAGGAGUGCUCAUGUACGCCAACUCGCCAGAUUACCGCCCAGAUAUCGACGCAUUACCGCCUUUACAAACGGCCAUUAUGGAUACGAUCACCGGGAUCGACUUGUCUUUACAAGGCUCACCAUCGCUUGUAUUGAAAGAUUUGUCGGAAUUCACGACAUUACCGUUUUUGGCGGCUUUCGAUGUGCCUCAACUGCCGGGAAGUCAGACGCCAAAGAGGAGGGUGACGUAUAUUGCGCUGGCGAAGAAGACGAUGCCGUUGUUGGUUGAGCUGGUGGUGAAGUUUAAGGGUAGUGUGGAUAUAUAUGUGGAUGGUACGGUUGAGAGUGUUUUGGCUGCGUACUCUAUCCCUGUCAAGCUGAAAUACGACUGCCCCGCUCCAUCUAAGCAUGGUAAAGACGAACCGUUGUGGAAGACCGCGACAACGUGUUCUUUAAGGAUUGUUAAGGAGGUCGGCAGUAGGGUGAAUGGGCACGAUUUCAGUGAAUUUGUACCAGACCAGUGUGUAGCGAGUAUCUGGAGGCAAAUCCUAGACGUUUUCAAAGGCGGGAUUCUGGCUGACUGUUCAUCUGCUCUAUCGUUCCCACUCUCGGUUCAAGAAUCUGAAGAAAACUUUGACCUGACACUCCUCUCAUCGCUCGAGAUAGACGUUUUACCACAUCUGGGAGAUUCUAGGAUUCCAGACCAAGUUAUCUACAUGCUGCCUAGAAUGUUGAGUCAGGGGAGUAGGUUAUACGAGGGGGAUUAUGGAGUUGACAGUCCGAGUCGGUCGAACUCAAAGUCGCCUGACGGUCCCGAGUUCGAUACAUCCACGUCCACGUCUGCGUCUUCGUCGGGAGAGUACAUCAAGGUCGAGGUAGACCGGCAUUUAGGUCAUGGAAGUACGCACCAUGAUAGUGCUGGCUCGCUUGUUCCGAGGGAAAGGUUUAGCUAUUGGUGUUUUGAUUUGUUGUUUUUGGUGUGUUCUGAUGUUACAAAAGACCAAGAGCCGUUACGAAAACGAGUUGCAGCGCUCAGUUUGAUAUCUCUACUUACACGAUGUAAAACGACGCUGGUGGGGUAUAUAGCGGAUGAAGCGUUGAGAGGGAAUUUACCGUUUCCAAGAGCACGGGAAGACGAGCUAAUCUACGUUCUUCGAAAACUCCUCGAGUUGCGGUUAUGGCCUGGGUCGCACUGGGCGGCCGUUUCUGAUGACCCGUCGGGUAAUUGCCUCGACCAGCCACCGAUUGACUCUACCGUUGUAAAACCAACCCCAACUCGACUGAUAUCCGAUUCGGUGAAACGAUCUUCAAUCGCGCAUUUAUUCUACUUUUAUCCUGCUUUAUGUGAGAUUGCGAGUAUACCGAGGAAGACGCCGUCGAGUUUUGUGGUGGUGGAGAGGAGUGAGGGUGGGGAGGGAGUGAGUGAGGUUGAUGCUAGGGGGUUGGCGAGGGAGUGUCUGAGGGUUGUGGGAAAGGAGAUGGGUGUUUCGUAGGGUUUUUCUUUUUGAGAGGCUUCACUUCUAUUACUCGCAGUCGCAAUCUAGUUUUUCGGAUGCGUUAUAUUUUGAGCCCCAGUGUAUUUAUAAUUUCUACAUACAUAGAGUGAUGUCCCGUAAUCGCUAUCGUACUUGACCUGAAAAAGUUCCUAAAUCAC
Marasmius oreades (fairy-ring Marasmius) is the source of this 5790-nucleotide messenger RNA. RefSeq lists its product as uncharacterized. Bases 122 to 5629 code for a protein of 1835 amino acids. The record is from RefSeq and is a predicted model, not a curated record. The transcript is spliced from 15 exons. Lineage: Eukaryota; Fungi; Basidiomycota; Agaricomycetes; Agaricales; Marasmiaceae.